This is a messenger RNA of Helianthus annuus (common sunflower), 1992 nucleotides long. RefSeq names its product calmodulin-binding receptor-like cytoplasmic kinase 3. Gene Ontology annotation, biological process: protein phosphorylation. Gene Ontology annotation, molecular function: ATP binding; protein kinase activity. The transcript is spliced from 8 exons. The record is from RefSeq and is a predicted model, not a curated record. NCBI's taxonomy places the organism in Eukaryota, Viridiplantae, Streptophyta, Magnoliopsida, Asterales, Asteraceae. The coding region runs from base 634 to 1773 and encodes 379 amino acids.
CAUCAAAGAUCAAUCAUGCUCGCACCCCUCCUUUUUCCUUUCUGUCUACCUUCGUAGCUGCUUCCACCCUCUGCAAACGAAUCUUCAUACAGACGAAAAAAUUGUAAAAAAAAUCACUCACUGUUGUGAUCAUCCAAUCACUUUUCAAAGGUUUGACCUUUUUGAUUGCACUUAUAUUGAUUUAUUCUCAGUUAGCUUCUUGCUUCACAAAAUCUCUACUGAUCAUGGUAUCUUGUUGCUUUACUAUAUUGCUUUGAGUUUCGAUAUAGACCUCUGGUUGACUUCCUCGGUGAUUGCGGAAUAAUUUCCAUAGUGUGAACAAGACAACUUCAUGAUUCUUGAUCCAAAAUAUCAGAGAAAUUAAAAAAAUUACCACUUUCCUAUUUAGGUUCUCUCGUUUUUCUCGGUCCAAUGAACCAAGAAAUAGUCUUUUUCAAUUUACACUUCCCAAACGAAUGAAAGUCGCAAGAGAAUGUGAUCAAUAUAAUUGUCGAUUAUAUUCACCGUUCGAUCGUCACACGCGGUGGAUGAUCUUUUUCAGAUUAUUUAUAUUUAAAGGGUGGUAGGAGAUAUUUACGUGAUUAAGUUAUAAACGAAACUCGAAAAUCGGUUUUUAGAACAAACUAUACAGCCAUGGAUAGUGCCCCUGGACUCUUGUUUCUUUGCUGCAGUUGUAUUUGCCCUUGUUUUCAAUCCAGACGGAAAGAUACAGAAGAUGCGGUUCUCGUUAAGGAGUCAAAUUCAUUGGCUCCAGCUUCGUCGGCAGAAAUGGGAUCCGUAUCUGGAAAGAUUGCUGCAAGUCCACUACGGGUCCCACCAAGUCCCGGUAGAUUCUCGAUGUCACCAAAACUUGAUAGGAUUGGUUCGGUUCAUUUGACUAUGCGGCAAGUUGCAAGAGCUACACAAAACUUUUCACCAUCGAUGAAGUUAGGUGAAGGAGGUUUUGGGACCGUUUAUAAAGCUCAACUACAAGACGGUCAAAUGGUCGCCAUUAAACGCGCAAGCAAGGAAAACUCUGAUGCCCUAAGAAGUGAAUUUAGAAGUGAGAUCGAGUUACUUGCGAAAAUCGAGCAUCGGAAUUUGGUGAAAUUACUUGGUUAUGUUGAUAAAGGAAAUGAACGUCUUAUUAUUACCGAGUACGUGCCCAAUGGUACUCUUAGGGAACAUUUAGAUGGUAUUCAUGGAAGUUACCUAGAUUUCAGUCAACGGCUUGAAAUUUCCAUUGACAUUGCUCACGGCUUGACAUACCUUCAUUCAUAUGCAGGAAAACAAAUAAUCCACAGAGACGUGAAAUCGUCGAACAUUCUUCUGACCGAAAGAAUGAGAGCCAAAGUGGCUGAUUUUGGCUUCGCAAGGGUUGGCGAUAACGAAGCUGGUAAAACACAUGUUAUGACCAAAGUCAAAGGGACGGUUGGGUACCUUGACCCCGAGUAUAUGAGAACCUUUCAACUCACCCCGAAAAGUGACGUGUACUCUUUCGGAGUUCUACUCAUAGAAAUUCUUACGGGUCGUCGGCCCGUUGAAUCAAGACGGUCACCCGAAGAGAAAGUCACUGUUAGAUGGGCCUUUGGGAAAUACAGCGAUGGUGAAGCGAUGGAGUUGGUGGACCCACAAAUGAGAGAAGCGGUGGAUCCGACGAUCUUCAAAAAGAUGCUAAAUUUGUCGUUUCAAUGUGCAGCCCCCACUCGAGCUGAUCGGCCGGAUAUGCAGUCGGUGGGAGAGCAAUUAUGGGCGAUUCGAAUGAAAUAUCUCCAACUUGGGAGAGAAGAGUGAUUUAAAAAAGCUUUUAGUAGUUUCUUAUGUUGUAGAUUUGUAUAAUGUGUUUGUUUUAGUUAUGUCAUAUGCGUGUUUCGGUCGGUUUCUUAUAUUACAGUUUCAUGGUCCCAAUUGUACAAUGUAUGUGUUUUUGAGUUGUACAAUAACUAUAUGCAUGUUCCUGAAUUGGAUAAAAGAUUUGGAAGUUUCGCGUAAAGUUGAUACCGUUUGUAUCCG